Molecule: messenger RNA, 579 nt
Organism: Aspergillus puulaauensis
Lineage: Eukaryota; Fungi; Ascomycota; Eurotiomycetes; Eurotiales; Aspergillaceae
Product: AAA family ATPase
Exons: 2
Coding region: 1-579 (192 amino acids)
Source: RefSeq, a predicted model, not a curated record
AUGUCUGAAUCUGUCCUCACCGAUUAUUCCUCGCUCAGCGCGUUCCUCCAUCGCAGCGAGAGUGACCCCCGACCGGUCGUUGCGAUGACCUGCGGCGUUGCAGGUUCUGGGAAGUCGUCGGUCUCUAAAUGGAUCACAUCCAACCACCCCUCGUUCAAACGUCUGUCAAUUGACUCGUACAUCUACACCAAGUACGGCCUUUACGGCGUCGACUAUCCCAAGGACAAAUACAACGAGUUCCAGGAAGAGGCUGAGCCUGCCCUUCGAACAGAACUGGCGCAGUUACUUCAGCAGGGCUCCCAGAACAUCAUCCUCGAUUUCUCCUUUGCAUUCCAGGCCACCCGCGACGAGUGGAAGGCCCUGGUCGAGGGCGCAGGAGGCCGGUGGGUGCUAAUCUUCAUCGAAGUCGAUCCAGACGAGCUGCGGCGGCGAGUCAGAGCAAGGAACCAGCUGGCCGUGAAAGACGGCGAUUCGGCAUUUUUUGUGACAGAGCAGGUUCUAGAGAGCUUCAUCGCAGGCUUCGAGCGGCCAAUUGGGGAGGGCGAGGUUGUUUUACGGCUGGAAAAUGAGGCUGUCUAA